AUGCUCUGCACCUACAACGCCAGGACAGUCUCCACAAACGCCGACCUCCACGCUCUUCUCGACGCUGCAGAGCACAUCAACUACCACAUCAUCGCUCUGCAGGAAACGAAGUCCAGGAAGAAGGACGUGCGGCAGAUGAGUGAUGGGACCCUCAUCAUUCGUGGUGAAAAGGUUUCAUCACGAAACGUGGGAGGCGUUAGUUUUGUCGUCCACCCAUCUAUUGUCCAUCUUGUCGAUUCGCACGAGAUCCUAUCACCUCGACUAGGCAUCCUACGGCUACGCCCUCCACGUCAGAAGACCAUCAGCAUCAUCAACUGCUACUCGCCAACAUCAGCAGCUGACGACUCAAAACUAGAUGCUUUCUACGAAGACGUGGAGGAGGUCGUCCGCAACGAAAAGUCCUUCUACAAGAAUAUAGGAUCGGGAAGUUUGGAUACGGGCUCCGAAACAAAAACGGCAACCGUCUCGUUGGGCUCCUCUCCGCCGCACGACUCUUCCAUGGAAACUCCAUCUUCAUGA
Cylicocyclus nassatus is the source of this 519-nucleotide messenger RNA. The record is from the annotation of a GenBank genome assembly. Lineage: Eukaryota; Metazoa; Nematoda; Chromadorea; Rhabditida; Strongylidae.